CUUCAGUCAAAGACACAAUAUUAGUGCCAUGGGGAAAGGAGACGGCCUUGGCUUUGUUUCCAAGGACUAUGCCGAUCUCUUCCGAGAACUCCGGGGGGACCUGGUCAACAAGGAUCCUGGAUCACUGAAGCCACCCUACCGGGUGCCAUGUGGCAGCGGGCCACCAGAUGGACUACCGCUUGGGGUGUUGACCAUCAAGAUUCGCAUGCCUGGGGACCGCUUUCCCAUCGAUUCCGUAGUUCACGGCGAGUACAUGAAAUGGAGCAUCGUUGAGGCCCUGGCGCAGAGUUUCAAGAAGAUCGGGAGGAUGAGCGUCAACCCCAAGAACAUCCAAAUGUUGGAUCAGAUCAAGAUCUUGGAGGUGCACACACCUUCUAUGGCUGGGCACCUGUGGCAGUUUUGUGAGUUUCGCUUCGACUACAAGGUCGCUUUAGACGAAGAACUGGCUGCCACUUUGGUGACCGCUGUGUUUUAUCACAUGACGGACUUCGAGGUGAUUUUUUGUCAAAAUUUGGAGAACAAAUUUCGGGAGAUCUAUCAUCUCACGGUCCUUGAGCUCAUCAACAAACGUUUCGCGCUGAUGGAUGGUCGGGCCAUGCAGCAACAGCUCGAGUUGUUUAAGGCUGCGGAAGCCAACGACGUGAAGGAAAUCUCUGUGCUCGUAAAGGAGGUGGAUGUGGAUGCAGUCCAAAAGGAGUUACGUUUCCCUCGGGGGAUGCUGGACGAGGACGCCUAUUUCUCCCUUGUCACCUUGCAACGAACACCCCUCCUCGCGGCAGCGGAAGCAGGACGUUUCGAGGCAGUUCAGGUGCUGGUGGAGGCGAAAGCGGAUGUGAAUUACCAGGACACCUCGGGGUUUCACGCGCUCUACUUGGCCGCCGGCGCAGGUGCGUCCCAGGUGGUGAGCUACCUGCUGUCUCAGGGUUCGGAUCUGCACCUCAGGAAUCGAAGUGGCUACACUGCCCUGCACAAUGCUGCGGGCUGCGGAAAGGCUCAGUGCAUCAAACUGCUCCUAGAGGCGCGAGGGGAUUGGAAUCUGAAGACGCGCAGUGGGGUGGCGCCCGUGCACCUGGCAGCUAUCAGCAACCAAGCAGCAUCCUUGGAGGUCUUGCAUCAGUGCCGCGCAAAUCUGGAUAUGCCAGCGGUUGGUGGAAAUACUCCGGUACAUGAGGCGGUCAUGCAGAAUAACGCGGAGAUUAUCCAGAAACUUUUUGACUUGAAGGCGGAUAUCAACAUCGAAAGUGGACCUGACAAUCACUUUGCAACACCCCUGACUAUGGCACUUGAAAGGAAGAAGAAGAAAGCUGCCAAGAAGCUUCAAGAGUUGAACGCUUUGGAGAAGGUCCCUGGAGGAAAUCACUCAGAAACAACAGAGUCUACAGGCUUCAGGUUGCGUGGAAAGGUCCUUCGCUGAGAGCAUACACACAUACAUACAUACACAUAUAUAUAUAUA
Messenger RNA from Cladocopium goreaui, 1453 nucleotides. The record is from the annotation of a GenBank genome assembly. Lineage: Eukaryota; Dinophyceae; Suessiales; Symbiodiniaceae.